UUGGUAGUUGCCUGUUUUUUUUGUUGGCUGUUUACUGGAAAGAUCUUUCGUGAUUAGUUGUGAAGCAAUGCAGUGGAUUACCGGUAGUUUAGUGGAGGGAAAUGAUUUGAGAUGGUUUGUGAGAAUGAAUCUUUUAAAGGAGCAUAUAAUGUUAUUGUUGAAAUAGAGACAAAGAAGAGGAAAUGCAUUUGACAUGCAUGUUUUUAGGAAUUAUCUAUUGGUAAUCUGACAAACCUGCAGUUUGAUCUUCCUUUCGUAUCAUAGAGAAACUCCUAACCCUUUGUUUUUUUAUCAGUGUUAUUAGAAAACAAUCACACAUGGCUGCAGUGACUUAUUAUUAGCCCAUAUCUACUGCAGCUUUAGGGUCAGCUUUCCAGAAGACCUUGUGUUGCCAUUGAUUUUAUCCAUUAGCUGCAGAUGAUGUCUCUCCUGUUUUUAGGUUGUCAUGUGACCUUGGCUUGAUAACAUAUUUAAAACCUGCCUCCAGAGGGGGAACAGUGUGUUGUGUAGUGAAACACUGAGUACCAGUGGUCAUAAGUGUUUUUUUUCUUUUAUAAGAUUAGAAUAAAGCCUGACAUUUCAAGUUGGUUUAGCUCAAAGUAUUUGUGUUCUCCCGCAGGGCAGGAUGCAGUCUUCAAACCACCGACUACGUGAUAUGGAGCAGCACCACCCGCUGCUUUCAGCUGGUGCAGAUGUAGAGACAGGCAUCCUGGGAGCCGGCGUGAUGGUUGGAGGUCCAAACUCCGGCCACACAGUAGGGAACCGCACUGUCUGGUUCAUUCAGGACAGCUGCGGGAUGGUGUGCGCCACCAUGACCUGGUUCCUGGUCCUAUACGCUGAGUUUGUGGUGAAUUUCGUCAUGCUUCUGCCUGCCAAGAACUUCUGGUACUCGCUGCUGAACGGGGCCACCUUCAACUCCCUGGCUGUACUUGCACUGGCAUCACACCUGCGCACCAUGUUGACCGACCCAGGUGCAGUUCCUAAGGGCAAUGCUACCAAGGAGUACAUGGAGAGUUUACAGCUUAAGCCUGGUGAAGUCAUCUACAAGUGCCCAAAGUGUUGCAGCAUCAAACCUGAAAGAGCACACCACUGCAGUAUUUGUAAACGAUGCAUUCGGAAGAUGGAUCAUCACUGUCCCUGGGUCAAUAACUGUGUGGGAGAGAAGAAUCAGAGAUUCUUUGUUCUUUUUACUAUGUACAUAGCAUUGAUUUCAGCCCAUGCUCUGGGCCUGAGUGGAAUGCAUUUCUUCACAUGUAUUAAGGUGCAGUGGAACGAGUGCAGUGACUUCUCACCAGGGGUGUCUGUUCUGCUGCUGAUCUUCCUCUGUCUUGAGGCCAUCCUCUUCCUAACUUUUACGGCCGUGAUGUUUGGCACACAGAUUCACUCUAUCUGCAACGAUGAGACGGAGAUUGAGCGUCUCAAAAACGAGAAGCCAACAUGGGAGCGUCACAUGAGAUGGGAUGGAAUGAAAUCUGUCUUUGGGGGUCCGCCGUCACUUCUGUGGUGCAACCCAUUCACAGGCCUCCAUCUGCGCCGUCUGUUGGCGGGGACCCAGGGUCGCCGUGGCGGCUCAGAGUUUUCCGUCUGACGGUCUGGCCAGACAGAUUUCUUAUCGGUCCCCCCUGUGAGGACUACGGUGGACCUUCAAUUCCUCAGCCUGCCCUUUGAAGGGAACGAUACACAGGCUGCUGCAGCGGGACCACGAACAUCACAGCUGGCUGUAUAACACUCAACACUGUGUUAAUUUGCACUUGUGUUCUCAUAAUUGGGCUGUUUUUUCUUGAGCAGCAUUUCGAUUUGCUUGUGUGAAUUUUUUAUCUCACGUACUACAGCAGUCAAGUCAGGUCUGUAUCCAGGAACCAUCCAAACGAGUGUUGGAGAUGCACUUGUGUUUCUACAGCAUAUCAUUUAUCAACUCUGCAGUCGGGGAAAAGGAUCACAAGUGGGAGAAAUGCUCAGUACUCAUCUGGAUCCAGACAUGGAAAUCCCAGUUCAGGAUAUGCACUACUUCCUUUAUAACAGCCAUGUGUGUGCAGAGCACAAUAACUUUGAACUAUGUGCUCAGACAUGCAUGAACAACAGACACAUCUGCCAGCCUGGAAGUGGCAGCCUUUUAAAGACACCGGCCAUUGUAAACACAAGCCUUAUUCUUAGACAAGAGGACCAAAUGGCUUUUCUCAUCAGUUCGUCCUCUUCUUGUGUUUUUUUUUUUUUUUUUUAGUCUUUGAUAUUUUUGUUGUUACGUGAACCUGUAAAGAUAUUCUUCUAUUUUUAAGUGACUGCUGAAGCCUUAUCACCAAGACCACUCCUCAACAGCUAUCCUACGUGCUCAUUUGGAUAAGGAAGUCAUUCUCCGUGUCCAUAGCUUUGCCAUUCAUCCCUGCUUACAUGCUGCCUAACAUCUUAGGAGCCUUUCUGAAACGAUAGAUUACUGAUACGUCUCCCUAAUUCAGGCUGUAGAUUGAAUGUAACUUUUAAUGGUUUUCUAUUUGUGUUUAUCUUCAUGCUGUUAGAUGGAGGAAUAGAUCCAGAAACAUGGAGAGAUUGCAUUCAAACACUGAAACCUCACAAGCUGCUCAGAGCCAGAAUAGACAUGAUCAGUUUGCAUGCUGCUAAGCAACUAUGUGGUGCACCCUCUUGUUAAAGAAGACUGCACCAUAGUACAUCACUGGACUACAGAGCAACGCUUUUUUUCUCUUUGUAAAGUUGGUACAGACAGGAAGUCGUUUAAUUAUAAAAGCAUUAAGUCUGAACUGUGUUUGGGGGAAUUGCCUUUUUUCCCCCCCCUCUCCAUAGGUUUAACCCCAGCAAUAUCUGCCAGCAGGGCAGGAAGUGAUCAUGUUCAGGUGUUGCAUCAGAGCACUUAGGCUGUUAAAGUGAUCCAUUAUAUUUAUGACGCUCACCUUAACAGAAGUGAUAUGCCAGUAAGCACUUGAAACGGUUGCGUCUUGAAUAUAAGUUAGGGUUUAGUCUAAGAGGCUGAAAGUGCUUAAAUGAAACCUUUUCAGUCUGAUAUUCCCAGCUAAACGAUUUAGUGCUAUUUGUUCUCAUCUGUGGUGAUCAAGAGAAAUAUCUUCGCUGUUUACACUAUUGAUUAAAAUCUCAAAGAAUAUUGUGUAUUUCUAUGUUUUUUAAUAGGAAAUUGCUGUCAAAAGAAUGUAAGAUUCAUCUACUUUUGGAGCAGGGGACAAAGCACUGAUCGUAUAACAAUAUUGGGGGUGGGGGUGGGGGGGUAUCGUAAUGCUGGCCUCAUUUAUCCAGUUUUGUAGCUGCUCUGUAUUAAAUUUAUCAAAUUUGGCAUACGGGUUUACAUUUAGAAUUGUUGAAGACAAAAAUUAAAUGCUGUUGACAUAUAUAGCUGAAGGACAGAUUGAUAAGAUCUGAACAGCAAUCAGAAAAUCUGCUGUAUUUGACCAAUGCAUAAAUCGGUUACUAAGCAACACAAUAGUUGUUUAUGAAAUACAUCCAGAUGCAAAAA
Molecule: messenger RNA, 3478 nt
Organism: Cyprinodon variegatus (sheepshead minnow)
Lineage: Eukaryota; Metazoa; Chordata; Actinopteri; Cyprinodontiformes; Cyprinodontidae
Gene: zdhhc7
Product: zinc finger, DHHC-type containing 7
Exons: 6
Coding region: 626-1588 (320 amino acids)
Biological process (GO): protein targeting to membrane; peptidyl-L-cysteine S-palmitoylation
Cellular component (GO): Golgi apparatus; endoplasmic reticulum
Molecular function (GO): protein-cysteine S-palmitoyltransferase activity
Source: RefSeq, a predicted model, not a curated record